GACUUUUGCGGAGUUUUUCUUGUGGCUGCGGCAUCAGGUGAUUGUCGGAGGGUGAGACGUGGACAAAGAGGGCAGUUUAUCAAAACGAAAAGAAAAUAAUCACGCAUUAUAAAUAUCAUCAUGCAACUGCAAUUGAAAUUAAAGUCCAUUAAGACUUAAAUACGAUGUCGACGUAAGCACAAAGAUUAAAAAACGGAUAUAAAUAUAUCUCCUACUAAAUAAAGAUUAGUAGUAGAAUGAUCAUGAAGACCAUUAUUGUGAUAACUAUUCUCUCACUCGGGACAGCAAUAAAAUUACCGUCAAAUUUCCAAAAAUGUAACCGCAAACAACCUGAUUUGAAAGAGUGUAUUUUGAAAGCUGCUCAACAUGGCACAACUCAACUCACUAGACCUUACAGUGAGUUGAACAUCCCAAACGUGGAUCCUUAUGAGCUGACUGAAAUGAGUUUAUCAGGAGGUGAUGGUCCAGUGGCAGUUGAUCAAAAGUUUACGAACUGUAAAUUUUACGGGCUGCCUCAAAUGAAACUCAAACAGUUUGAAUUCGACUUCGACAAAAAAAAGUUAGAUGUAAAAGGCACCUUCCCAGAAAUUCAGAUGGAGUGUAACUACGAAAUGAAAGGUAGAAUACUCGUGCUGCCUGUAAACGGUCAAGGAGAUAGCACCGUCAUUUUAAAAAAUCUGAAAAUAACCAAUCUCUUCAAGUACCAAGAAAUAAAAAAGAAGAACAAAACUUACAUCAACUUUCUGUCUGGCGAAUUAACUAUGGAUCCAGAAUUAGUCACUUUCAACUUUCGUAAUCGUGUGGAUAGAAGACUUAGCGAUAAUCUAAAUCCUGUACUUAACGAAAAUUGGAAGGAAAUUUUCGACGACGUGAAAAGCAGCUACGCUGAAGUCAUAAACCAGAUCGUUCUAAAUCUGCUAAACAAGUUCUUUUCUAAACUUUCGUUAGAAGAAGCCCUCGACGAUUAAUACCCAAAUGUAUGCAACUCCGAGUAAAUUUUCCCGAUAACAAUUACAUAAUUAUCGUCUCUUUCCCGCUCAUCCUCUCCCUGAAAAUCCCUCGGUAAUCCUAACCUCAAAAUUC
This is a messenger RNA of Zophobas morio, 1083 nucleotides long. Its product is annotated as protein takeout-like. Bases 237 to 968 code for a protein of 243 amino acids. The transcript has 5 exons. Lineage: Eukaryota; Metazoa; Arthropoda; Insecta; Coleoptera; Tenebrionidae. The record is from RefSeq and is a predicted model, not a curated record.